Pungitius pungitius (ninespine stickleback) is the source of this 3372-nucleotide messenger RNA. It is a transcript of the gene tiparp, whose product is annotated as TCDD-inducible poly(ADP-ribose) polymerase. NCBI's taxonomy places the organism in Eukaryota, Metazoa, Chordata, Actinopteri, Perciformes, Gasterosteidae. Bases 360 to 2528 code for a protein of 722 amino acids. Gene Ontology annotation, cellular component: nucleus. The transcript has 7 exons. Gene Ontology annotation, molecular function: NAD+-protein mono-ADP-ribosyltransferase activity; NAD+ poly-ADP-ribosyltransferase activity; zinc ion binding. The record is from RefSeq and is a predicted model, not a curated record.
GCGCGCGGAGCCGGGAGGCAGGCAGAGCUCGCCACAGCUGUGCUUCGCCCUUUGUCGGUCUCUGCUCCUCGCCUGCGCCUUUCUUCUCUAUCCGGUAAGCAGGAUACAAAGAGAGGAGGGACGGACGGCAUGAACUAGAGACACAGCACGAGAGCGACGGGGCUCAGCAGAGGGAAACACGAGGAAACCUAACCGGACUACAGUCCAGUCCACGCACGGAUACUAAAAAAAAAUAAAAAUAAUAAUCCCCGGACCGGGUACGGAGCUCCGCCGAUGUACGCACUGGAUUUUACCCACCAAAGAGUGUCGAGACCAGGGGGAGAGAUCGCGCAGGACUGUCAGGGCUUUAGGAGGGCAUCAUGGAUAAAACUUUGCACAUUCUCCAGAAACCCACAGAGGUUGUAACGACUGGGAUCUCCCUGGAUAUGAGUUUAAACAUGGAUGAAGGGGAAAAUUUCCCAGAACAGCGGAUAGUGAGUCUUCCGGACAAAAUACCUUUGGUGAAACCUUAUUUCAAAAAGAAGCAGAGGAAAUUGGACACCAAAUGCCUCCACCGGGCCCUGGAGGACCCCAUACUGACCACCCUGCUGAGCACGGACGCGCUGGUGUCCGGCGACGGGGUCUUUGUUCCCCGGAACCCGCCGGGCAGGACUCCGGGCAACCUGUGCGCCGCCGCGGUGGUGGUGAAACAGAACCGCAUCGGCCAAGUGUGUCUCAAACCCCCGGGCGCCGCCGGCAACGCCGUGGCCGUGGUGCCGGGGCUGAUGGCCCGAGACGGGGACGUGGACAUAGCCGAUGCUGCCGCCGAGCUGGAGGAGACGGAGCGACGAGGGGAGCGGCCCAAAACCGCCGACCCCACCCCCGACGCCCGCUGCUUUCAGCCGAAAGCCGGCCUCAGGGCGGCCGGCAGCGCGGUGACAAUGCCGGCCCCCGGCAGAGAUGUACCUCCCACGGUCGCACCCCAGGCUCUUCACCAGGAGAGGGCCAUCAAAAGCGACGACCUCCCGACCUCUGGGUCUAAAAACCCUCCAGUCAAAGACUGCGCCAGGGUCCCGGACCCCCUUCCCCUCCUCCUGCUGCCCGACAAAAGAGUGCUAUUCCAGGACAAAAGUGAAGAGGCCUCCCUGGACCUGGUUUUUGAGCUGCUCACACAGCUCCAGUAUCACACACACCAGUCGGACUCUGUGGACAUUUGUGUGGAUUUCCUCCAAGGACAGUGUGUGUACGGCAACGACUGCGCCCACCACCACACCGUGCUGCCCUACCACUGGCAGAUCCGCCGGAGCGGCAACCAGACGUGGCAGAGCAUAGCAGACGACUCCCAGGAACAGCUGGAGAGACUUUACUGCAACCCGGACAACGAGCAAGUCCGCCUCAAGUUUCAGGGUCGCGUGUUCUCCCUCGACUUCGGGGCGAUGCGAGUGUGUGACCUGGAAUUUGACCGUGUCCGGCGACUGACCACUCCCGCCAGCCCUCUGCCGGCGCCCGCAACCACCCCCGCCCCCACCCCCAGCCCCAACCCCACCCCCAGCUGUCACACAGUGUGGAAGUACUACUGCAGAGACAACUUUGGCUGGAGGGAGUACUCCGAGCCGGUGGUGAAGCUCAUCGAGGAGGCGAGCUCGAGGGGUCUCAAGGAGGUGCGCUUCAUCACGCUCCAGAACCAGUACAUCCUCAACAUCAGGGAGGGCUUCCAGCAGAACGCCGUCUUCGGGUUCCGGCGUCAGAUCAAGAAGCGGCCCACGUUCAUGUCCUCCGUGAUGCUCACACCCCACCUACAGACUUUGGGCGCCCUCUCUUCAUCGCCUCUCCCGUGUUCCUCUUCCUCGUCCCCCUUGUCCAUGGACAUCAGCGUGUCGCAUCCCCUCUCGCCGACCACCACCAACCCACCCAGCCUUUUCCCGGAGACCUGGUUGCCCAUGACGAUGAGCCAGGACUUCCUGCAGGUGCCGGUGUCGCGUGAAGACCGCAGCUACCGGACAGUGUACAGCCUUUUCCACAAGACGGUGUCAGAGACCAAGUUCAGGAUCCUCAAGAUCCAGCGUGUGCAGAACCCCUUCCUCUGGGAGAAGUACAAGAGGAAGAAGGAGUACAUGUCGCGGCGCAUGUCCGAGAUGGACCGGCUGCUGAGCGAGCGCCACCUCUUCCACGGCACCUCGGCCGACGUGGUGGAGGGCAUCUGCAAGCACAACUUCGACCCCCGGGUCUGCGGCAAGCACGCCACCAUGUUCGGCCAGGGCUCCUACUUCGCCCGCAAGGCCGUCUACUCCCACAACUUCUCCAAGCGCUCGCCCAAAGGAGUCCACUGCAUGUUCCUGGCCAAAGUCCUCACCGGCAGGUUCACUGUAGGAAAUCCCUCCAUGAGGCGACCUCCACCCAUCAACCUACGUGACCCCUCCAGUGACCUUUAUGACUCCUGUGUUGACAACUGGGUGGACCCCCAGAUCUAUGUCAUCUUCAACGAUGACCAGAGCUACCCCUACUUUAUCAUUCACUACGAGGAGGUACCCAGCACUGUCGCCGUCUAAGCCCUGGAUCAGACCUGGCUCCGCCUGUAUUUGCAAACACUUACUCAUAGUUUGUUAAAGUCUGUUAAGUUGCCACACGAUGCGGCAAGUGAGAAAGUACGGUUCAGGCCAAUGAAGGCCAAUCUGCUGCUCUGAACCGGGUGAAACAGUCUUAGGAAACAAUUUGCAAAUACUGAGUGAUUUAAAUCUGCAGUCAGCUGGAUCCAAACCAGACUGGACCGCAGAGGAGACAGUCUCGUCUAGACCGGAUUAAACUGGACAUGACUGGACUGGCGCAGGGCGACACCUGUUUCAUCCGUUGUUCAAGAGGUGGAUGACGACCGACAUCGACAGCUGCGACCGCCACUGACGUGACCGGGCCCACAGCCCCCCCCCCCCCCCCUACCCCCCCCCGCUUUGUUAUCCAGUAGGACCGGGAGCCGAGCGACGGCCACAGCACCAUGUGGAUCCACCGUGUUGAUGCGGAUGCAGGAGAAACCGAAGAACCCGACUCUCUCUCGAUGGUUUUGACUUUGCUGGCGUGGCUGUACGUGAACUCGUUGCACGAGGGGGACGAGCGCCGUUAGCGUCCCGCCGCCUGCUUCGGAUGACGCUGGCGGUAUCGUUGUGAGGGGGCGGAGAGCGAACCGAUUCGGACCGCCGCGAGUGUCGGACACGUUCUUUUUCUCUUUCAAGUUUUUUUAUUUUAUUUUGUGCUGCGUGUUUGAAUCUUUUCAUUUGAGUGCAGAUGAAUCUUGUGGCCUCUUCGAACAGACGAAUAGACGCGAGUUUCGGUCGGCGCUUCUUGCCUUGGCGCCCACCACCAGUUACUUGCGGGGGGGGGGGGGGGGGGGAUUGAAGAGUG